CACACACUACACACACUCUUCGGAAUGAAAAAACGACUUUUCUUCUUUCUCAAGGAUAUAUACAUAUGCGCGAUAUUUCGAAUUUAGUGCGCUCAAAAACGUGUCAGACACGUGUUUGAUGGUGAACAGCGAAAGCCGACACUUGUGGAUUAAUUAAAUAUUGCGCAUUUGACGAGGAAAUACAAUAAAGAUGAAUGAGACUGUAUUGCCACCCUCACCGAACUGGUAUCUGAGUAAUAUCCUGGUUUGCUCGAAACAGGGAACUUUGGCAUGGGGCACCAAGAACUUUAUUGUUGUUGCCAGACAGAAGGAGGAUCAAAGUGGUCUACAGUAUUUGCUAAUUAAUGAUGCUUUUAAGAGUAAAGUGACAUCAUUAGCAUUCUGUCCUAAUGUCGAUAGUCCAAACAGUCCAGAAUUGCUAAUUUCUGGUGGCGAUGACGAUAAUGUCAAAAUUUGGAACGUAGAUACAUUAGAAUUGGUCUCCAAGUUCUCCUUUAAGGAUGGGAAAUCAAUUAUAGGAGUUGAUUGGUCGGUCAAAGAUACCAAUCUUGCAUAUGCAAUAAAUUCAGAGGGUUUACUAAUGUAUUGUUACAUGUCUUAUGAAACGUCGAAGACAAUAUGUCUAGGCAAGCUAAUUCCUACAUGUUUAGCAUCAUGCCCCCAUGAAUCGAAUCUUGUAGCGAUAGGUACCAAAAGUGGAUUAAUUCAUAUUGUUCAAGGCAAAACAAUAUUAUACAAACUUAGAGGUCACAACGAGGAAAUAGUCAGUUUAUCAUGGUGUCCUUCGGAUAUGAAUAUCUUAAAUGGAAAUGAUAAAAGAGAUUUACUUUUAGCUUCUGGUGCAAAAGACCGAUCUGUGUUUAUUUGGAGAGCUGGUAGAGAUGGUAGAUACGAGACUGUGAUAAAUAUGCCAAAUUUGCCACUUGUAAAUACUUGUCAUAAAGGCAAAAUUAACACUACGACUGGUACUGGUACUGGAACUUGGAUUGCGGUGUGUUGGAUAGAACCUAAAGUGCUUUUAACUUCCUCUCUUUGGGGUGAACUUCUGUCUUGGGAUCUUUCUACAAACAACACCAAACCUACGUGCAAGUUAUUUCAUACAUACCAUACCAGAGGAUUGUUUUGCAUAGCUGCUGCACCCAAAAAUGAUACCGCAUCUGACAAUUGGAGAACAGAAUCCGAAUUCACGGUUUGGACAUCGGCACAAGAUCGUUGGAUUAUAGGUUGCAAACGAAACAGCGAUCUUACUAAACCAGCUGUCCUGGAAUAUAAAAUUCCUACGCAAGGAGGCUUUAUUUACUGUAUGGCAGCUUGUGACAUCGAUACUUUGCGCAUUGUAUUUGGCGUUGGAGACGCGAUAUUGCGUCUGUGGAAUUUGUCUGACCCUGACAAUGUAAAAUGUUUCGAUGUUGUUUCGCAUUGGCAGAAGAUAAAAGGAAAAAUAAGAGCGGUAUCGUGGUUUCUUGAAGAUGAAUCCAUCGUGGCUUUUGGUACUGGAGAAGGUCGCAUUGGUGUAUUCGAAGCAAUUGGGACUAAUAAACCACCUAUAUUAUACAAGCAGUAUCAUAGAAAUACUAUUUAUAAGCUUGAAUGGGCUAAACUUGAAGAGGAUUUUUAUUUAUUCUCCUGUGCGGAAGGGGAAUUAGUAGCGUACAAAAAAUGCGCGCCAAAUGACGAACCCAUGUCCAUAAUCAAGGAAGAAUGCACGGAAUUUGCUUGGAAAUCCAAUUUGUGCUUAGCGAUUGGUUUAGAAAAUGGAUCGAUCAUGUUUUACGAUCAGAUGCUGAAGAAACAAGAUACAAUACAUAUGUUAAGAUCUAUGGUGAAUUGCUUGGCUUGGCAUCCCGAAAGUACGGCGACAGAUAAAUGGAAGUCGCCAGCUGCCAAUUACUUGGCAGUUGCCUCCGAUUGUACUAUAGUAAUUUUUGAUAUGUCAGAACUGAUGAAGGACCUGGAAAGAGCACUUACUAUGGAUUGUGUCGAGGAGGAAGACAGUAAAGAAGAAUGCAAACGCUACAAGACAGUAGCGAUGUUAAAAGGACACAACAAUAAAGUGGUGUGUCUAGCUUGGAGUCCACACUUUAGCGGACACUUAGUAUCCGGUAGUUAUGAUAACGUCGCACAGGUUUGGAAUGUUGAAAAACAGGAACUAAUGGGCACAUAUAUGGGUCACAAUGGACCGGUGCUAUGUUGCAUGUGGAGUCCCUUAAAACCACAAUUGAUAAUGACCGGCUCGUCGGACUUUAUGUUACGCAUAUGGGAUUAUACUUUACCGACGCAGUCGCCGAAGCGAAUCUCCGACAUUAAAGCUGUAAAGAAGAAUCUUAAACAGCAGAAACCACCAAAAAAUUGGUCAAAAAUUAAAAUGAAUGGAGAGCAGAGUAAUACGAUUAAUUUGACUUGUAGUCAAAUUGUCAAAUCGACAAACGGUCAAUCUGAUACAUAUAAUACAAAGUCUGAAAUAGCACCAUCGAAGAAGAAAGAGAAAAAUUCAUAUUUUAGUAAAUAUAACAAAUUGAUAAGCAAUAAAUACAACAUUUUAAAUUUUAUCAGAAACGAUAUAAGUCCGAAACAACAGCAAGACAAAGAUGAUGAUAACAUUGCGAACAUAUCGCUGUUCUCUAAAGAAGAUCUUUCAAAGCUUGUUGAUCAUGAAAAAUCAACACAAGAUUCAAAUACCAGAACUGAGAUGAAUAUAUGGUGCGGUAGUCUGCAAAAUGAUCUAAUAUGCGCGGCUAAAAAUCAAGAAUUAAAUGAUUUUUUGGUAUCGCUUGCGUCUAGCAUUUCUAUGAAAAUGUGGAAAGAAAUGUGCGAAGUGUACGCGCACCAAUUAAUAAGUCAAGGCAAUGUGGAGAAAGCAGUGUCAUAUUUACUCUGCAUACACAAAAUUUACGAAGCCUUAGAAGCAUUUUUAAAUGCUAAUAUGUUUAAAGAGGCUUACGUGCUUGCGAGAUGCAAAUUGGACAUCACUGAUGCGUUUUUAGAAAAGAUAUUAGAAUUAUGGUCGGCAUGGUGUCUUUUGAAUGGUCAAAUGGAGCAAGCAGCUCAUUGUCGUGUAGAAUUGAAGCAGUAUGAUAAGGCGGCGAAAAUUCUUGCUCGUCGGAAAGACGUACAUUGUUUAGAGGUAGCGUCUCAAUUAGCAUUUCUGAGCGGUGAUGAAGGAUAUGGAAUAUCCUUAAUUGUAGAUGCGAUGACACGUGCUCUUGUUAAAUCAGACUGGUCCAAAGCACGUUCCCUUAUCGCAAGUUUCCGACAAAUUCAGUAUUUGAAUGUGCAUAUAGACGCUCACGAGGCGAUUACGAGCGAAUAUAAAAAACGAACUGAGUUAGAAUCAAUGCAGAUGUGGUUGAAGGAAAGCAAUAGAGUAUUACAAACUCUUCAAAUAAAAUAUAGUACAGAUAAUAUAGCUUCUUACUAUGAUGCCUUAUGCAAGAAUGAAAAUACUAAUGCUAUUCUAAAAGAUGGAACAAAAGAAAUAAUGAUGAAAUUGAAUGCUAGUUAUGGAAUUGCUAAAGCAGUUACAUGCGACGAAGAAGAGACUCGAUUGAAACAUUUGACAACAGUAUUAGCUGACAUAUUCCAGCAUGAGGAAAUGGCACGUGAACGCGGAAAUGCAACAGAUAACAAAUUUUUCAUUCAUAUUCUCGCGAUACUGGAUAAUAGGAAGCCAACAGACGAAGACAGCAUUUAUGCGAAAACCAAUUAUCCCGUAUCUCAAAGUAUACGAGCUUACUUAUGCAUCGGUCUUCUAGAUUGGAUUCUUAAUUAUUUGGACAAGUUGUUAGCCGAGGAAGAAACACAAUUUGUGGAUUUGCUAUUGAAUUUGCUUGGCGAUGGCAUAAAUGAAGCGGCUUUCUCUCAUCAAAAUCGAAUUUGUAAACUUACUCACCUGGAAGAACAACUUUUGAAUCUCUGUUUGACUUCCAAUGAUGAUGAUGCUGAUGAAAAUGAUGAGAAGAAAAUGAAGGAGGAGAUCGAUAAAUUAAAACUUGAAGAAAACGAAUUCAGAGAGGAACGAGUUUGCAUACCGAAACCCGAAGUUAUUUACGAUAAGGCUUCUUCACUUGCUUGGAAAUUAAGUGAUGAUAAUCGAUUUCGAUUUUUACAUACUUUAGAGGAGUUAAUUAAUGUACAAGAAAUAAACCAACCCGAAUUAAAAGAAACUCUGUCAAAGAAGCUUAAAAAUAUACCUCAAGAAAUAGACGAUAGUUUGGAAAUACAAGAUAUAAACGGAGCUGAACUUAAAGAAAGUUCGUCAGAAAAGCUUGAAAAUAUAUCUCAAAAAAUAGAAGAAAGUAUGGAAAUACAAUCUAAAAUAGAACAAUAGUUCUAUUAGCUCUCUUAAUUAUAAAAAACGUACAAGCAGAAGAAUAUAUUAACAUCAUUAUAAAUAAUUAGAUAUAAAUUACUCA
Molecule: messenger RNA, 4412 nt
Organism: Nylanderia fulva
Lineage: Eukaryota; Metazoa; Arthropoda; Insecta; Hymenoptera; Formicidae
Gene: rig
Product: gem nuclear organelle associated protein rigor mortis
Biological process (GO): spliceosomal snRNP assembly
Cellular component (GO): nucleus; SMN complex
Molecular function (GO): mRNA 3'-UTR binding; protein binding
Source: RefSeq, a predicted model, not a curated record